CGGAGGCGGAGUGAGCGCCUGGGGCCCCGGCGCCGUGGCCCACGCGGCCUGCCCUUUGUGCCCGCAGCCCGCGCCCCGCGCCCAUGGCCGCCGCGCCGGGCUCGCCGGCCGCACGCGCCCGCCCGCGGCCCUGAGCCCGCGCCUGGGAUGCGCCGGGGAUGCGCGUGCCCCGGGCCUGCGGCUGCUCCGGGCUGGGCGCGGGGCGAUGGACUUGAGCAUGAAGAAGUUCGCCGUGCGCAGGUUCUUCUCCGUGUACCUGCGCAAGAAGUCGCGCUCCAAGAGCUCCAGCUUGAGCCGGCUAGAGGAAGAAGGCAUCGUGAAGGAAAUCGACAUCAGUCACCAUGUGAAGGAAGGAUUUGAAAAGGCAGACCCUUCCCAGUUUGAACUGCUGAAGGUUUUAGGCCAAGGGUCCUACGGAAAGGUGUUCCUGGUAAGGAAGGUCAAGGGGUCGGACGCCGGGCAGCUCUACGCCAUGAAGGUGCUCAAGAAAGCCACCCUAAAAGUUCGGGACCGGGUCCGAUCCAAGAUGGAGAGAGACAUCCUGGCGGAAGUGAACCACCCUUUCAUCGUGAAGCUUCAUUACGCCUUUCAGACGGAAGGGAAGCUCUACCUGAUCCUGGACUUCCUGCGCGGAGGCGACCUGUUCACCAGGCUGUCCAAGGAGGUGAUGUUCACCGAGGAGGACGUCAAGUUCUACCUGGCUGAGCUAGCCUUGGCCCUAGACCACCUCCACGGGCUGGGGAUCAUCUACAGGGACCUGAAACCCGAGAACAUCCUCCUGGACGAAGAGGGACACAUCAAGAUCACAGAUUUCGGGCUGAGUAAGGAGGCCAUCGACCACGACAAGAGGGCUUACUCCUUCUGCGGGACCAUCGAGUACAUGGCACCCGAGGUGGUGAACCGGCGGGGGCACACGCAGAGCGCCGACUGGUGGUCCUUCGGCGUGCUCAUGUUUGAGAUGCUCACGGGGUCCCUGCCGUUCCAGGGGAAGGACCGGAAGGAGACCAUGGCCCUCAUCCUCAAAGCCAAGCUGGGCAUGCCUCAGUUCCUCAGCGUGGAGGCGCAAGGUCUGCUGCGAGCCCUGUUCAAGCGGAACCCCUGCAACCGGCUGGGUGCUGGCAUUGACGGAGUGGAGGAGAUUAAGCGUCACCCUUUCUUUGUCACCGUAGACUGGAAUAAGCUGUACCGGAAGGAGAUCAAGCCACCGUUCAAGCCGGCAGUGGGCAGGCCUGAGGACACCUUCCACUUCGACCCCGAGUUCACAGCACGGACACCCACAGACUCUCCCGGCGUGCCCCCGAGUGCCAACGCUCACCACCUGUUCAGAGGAUUCAGUUUUGUGGCCUCCAGCCUGGUCCAGGAGCCCUCGCAGCAAGACCUGCACAAAGUCCCCGUCCACCCGAUCGUGCAGCAACUGCACGGGAACAACGUCCACUUCACCGAUGGCUACGAGAUCAAGGAGGACAUCGGCGUGGGCUCCUACUCCGUGUGCAAGCGGUGUGUGCACAAAGCCACCGAUGCAGAGUACGCCGUGAAGAUCAUCGACAAGAGUAAAAGAGACCCCUCGGAAGAGAUCGAGAUCCUCCUGAGGUACGGCCAGCACCCGAACAUCAUCACCCUCAAAGACGUCUACGACGACGGCAAGUGUGUGUACCUGGUGAUGGAGCUAAUGCGGGGCGGGGAGCUGCUGGACCGCAUCCUCCGGCAGAGGUGCUUCUCGGAGCGCGAGGCCAGCGACGUGCUGUGCACCAUCGCCAAGACCAUGGACUACCUCCACUCCCAGGGGGUGGUCCAUCGAGACCUGAAGCCCAGUAACAUCCUGUACGUGGACGAGUCUGGAAACCCUGAAUCCAUCCGCAUCUGCGACUUCGGGUUUGCCAAGCAGCUGCGCGCCGAGAACGGGCUGCUGAUGACGCCCUGCUACACGGCGAACUUCGUGGCCCCCGAGGUCCUGAAACGUCAAGGGUAUGACGCGGCGUGUGACAUCUGGAGUCUGGGGAUCCUGUUGUACACCAUGCUGGCGGGAUUCACCCCUUUUGCGAACGGCCCGGAUGACACUCCUGAGGAGAUCCUGGCCAGGAUUGGCAGCGGGAAGUACGCGCUGGCCGGGGGGAACUGGGAUUCCAUAUCCGACGCAGCCAAAGAUGUUGUGUCCAAGAUGCUCCACGUGGACCCUCAUCAGCGCCUGACGGCCGUGCAAGUACUCAAGCACCCGUGGAUUGUCAACAGAGAGUACCUGUCCCAAAACCAGCUCAGCAGACAUGACGUUCACCUGGUGAAGGGUGCGAUGGCCGCCACCUACUUCGCCCUGAACAGAACACCUCAGGCUCCGCGGCUGGAGCCAGUGCUGUCGUCCAACCUGGCGCAGCGCAGGGGCAUGAAGAGACUGACGUCCACCAGGUUGUAGCAGGCGGACGCCUGGCCACCGGCCCGAGCCGGCCCGCCGAGCGCCCUCUCAGGCUCGCAGACACCAGACAGACGCAGACCCCGUUCACGGCCCCGGAGGGGCCCGAGGGGACGUGGGCAGAGCGCGCUUCCUGUGUCUGUUUUCUUUUCCAGCCCGGAGAGGACCCUGAGCCGGGGACUUCUCGAAGCCUCGCUCUGCCUCCCGCACCUGCACCUCCUGCUCCAUCCUCACGCGAACCCAGUGAGCUCCUCUCACCUCCCGGCCCGGAGGCCCUGCGGUGUCCUCUCAGAAGCCUUAGGCGUUGGCACACGGUGGCUGAUGUGUAGAUGGAGCGUGGAUUCCAGCUGGAAGCCAGUGCGCUGGCGGCCUCCCAGCGCAGGCCCCAUCGCUGAUACUACCGGAAGGAAAGCGCCAGGCAGGGUGCAGAGCACCAGGUGGGGAUGCAAAGCGCCAGGCAGGGAUGCGCAUGGCGGGCGCAUUGCCCCUGCGGGGCUGCAAGCUCCAGGCAUCUGCGGCCUCCUGCAGGCUGGGAGGGGGCACCUGGCCCCACCCACAAUGAUCCAAAGAGCCGCCUCCUUGUGGCCCCCACCCCCGUUCCUGAAUUCGAAUGCAGGGAAGAGCCCGACCUGGAAUGCAUGGCUGUGUUUGCCCCAUGGCCACAGUUCGCAGGACUCAGAGAGGAGCUCGGGGCGGCCAGGUGCCCGUGUCCCGUCCUGCCCUGGAGAGGCGCCGCGCUGCUCGGCCUCUGGCUCUGGCGGCCGCGGAGCUACCGGAGCCUUCCCCGAGAGCGCGUGUGCUGACCCAAAGCAGUGGUUUUGCUGUGUUCACUUUCAGCUUUCUAGUCUGUGGAAAAACUGUGAAUAUCGGAAAAGUUGAGCUUUGUUUCCUCGUCGGUCCCCUCUCCAUCCGCCCGGAGAGGGCGGGACGACCGGCCGAGGUGCGCCGUGCGCAGUGGCGGUGCACUUUGUGGAAGUGUGGGUGUGUCGUGUGUCGUGUUUCUGUCGCACAGAUCUGUUCUGAAACGGACCUUUCCGUGGUAUUUAAUGUUCCCCGGCUGUGCUGUGCACACGGGCGGGUGUGGCCCAGACGGCCGUGCUGUGCUUUCCGUAUUGAGGAAACCGGUGCCCGCCCUCAAAGAGCGAAGUCGUGGGUCCCUCAGCCUCCCAUUGGGGUUGAGGAUGCCCUGGCCGGUCCCCAAGCGAGGGACCCACCGGCAGGCGGGACAGUUACUGCACUCUCACCUGCUCCUGCUCCAGGAACAGCCCCUUCCCCGCAAGCCGGAUUGGUCACAGCCAGGUUUCCACGGAGACGGCCGUGUCCUACUGUUUCUUUUCCCUCUGUCUCCCUCACCCUAGAACCCAACUCAAAAAAAACACAAGUGCAGCAUUCUGAAAGAUAACUCCUUAGCUUGGUCUGAUAGUUGUUAAACCUUAAAAUAUAAACUUGUUUCAGAAGCUUCAAUUAUUCCGUGAGGAUUUUCUUAGAGAACCACAAAGAAUGACAGGGGAGGGACAGAUUGCCUACUGUUUUCCCACCCUGUCCACUGGGCGUUUCUCAUAUUUUCUCAAUAGAAAGUGCUUUCCAAGGCUAGAAUGACUUCCACUCAUGAUGAUUUUGUUUUUUAGGUCCAAAUUAUUUCAUUUCUUAUUCAAAACUUAGGGAAAAGUGGAUAGUCCUUAGGUCACAGAUUUUGUCCUCCUAGAAACGAAUGAGUCAUUUCCACUUGCUACUCGUCCAUCUCUGCCCAGAGCCUGUGACCGGGGUCUGUUUGCAUGUUUGUGGGCUUAAAGUCCUGAGAUCUGAGGACGGAGGGAACUGAGGGACGGAGGGAGCAGCCGGGAAGGUGGUUGUUCAUCUCGUGGCUGCAGCUCCUCCUCUUCCUCAGCAAUUCCCGCUCACACAGCCUUACUUCUGAACUGAGAGUGCCAAAGGGACCCGGGGGCUCACGCCACGCCACUGUCAUUCCGCCUACUGGAUGUGUGUUUGCAGGGGACAGCACCCUGUCCCUGCCCGCUGAGUGUCUGUAAAAUACCUCUCCUUUCCCAUCCUUAUCCAGAACAACAUGAUACUUGAAAUCCUUCAAAGAAAGUCAGCCGAAAGAAGGUAUGAUGUCGUAUUUUAAACAGUUUCCAAAACUCCUGAGUGAAAUAGCCUGUGCUUUACACACGGCGGUCAACGCGUAGAUGGAGGUGUUAUUGCAAUUUGCACUUCCCCAGCACGGGCACCCCCACACCUAAUGCCAGGCUCCGUGUGAUUUGCACAGGUGACAUGGACUUCCCAGAAGGUUAAAUAGCUUUGCCUGCUCACUCAGAUAAUCACUACCCCCUGGAUGGUAAAACCACAGCGUUUCUAAGGAGAAUAGGAGCAGAGAUCUCAGGCUUCCUAACCGCCCUGCCCCCCGCCCCCGUCUCCCCGCUGAGUGGUCCCUUCGGGGCACCACCCACAUGUCCUCCUACCCUGGCAGCCCCUGCAUGGGAGAAACACCCGAUUCACCCCAUAAGCAGGGGGCUUUGCCGAUUCCACCCCCAAAGUCGAAUGUGGGCAAGAGGUGAGGAUUUCACUUGUACCCUUAAGUCAGACUUGUACGUGAUUUUAAACUAACUGUGUGUGUUGAUGUUUGGAAGACUGUUCCACUUUUAAAGUGAUGAUAGUGCUUAAUGUUAGCCAGUGUUGUUGAUUAAAUGGUGUUACUGCUAAAGCUGCACAUGGGAUUGUCACCGUACGCUUCACUGAUUCUCUCAAGCACACGAUAGAGUUUGAUUUGCACUCCGUGUAUUCUGAUGUGGUUUUGUUACCCCUCACCUUGCCGAGAGUCGGGCAAAUUCUGGAACUGAGGACGCUGCAGGGCCCUGAGCGGUGAGGAAGGGCAGACGGCCUGGCUCGGCCGGCAGAGCCUGGGGGCAAAGGUCGCGGUGCCGGCUGCACUGGGCGAACACGCUUCUCCUCUGGCUCCUCCGACUCAGCACUUUGUUUACAAGCUCAGCAGUUGUGUUUACAGAUCAGUUUUAUGUUCACGCUUUAUAUUUCCUGUUUGAGAUGGGCGGCCACUGUACAGAUAUUUAUUAUGCUUUCCAGACUUUCCGAAUAGAUUUUUUUGAAUAAACAUGGUUUUAUGAAGUGCAA
Messenger RNA from Lemur catta (Ring-tailed lemur), 5530 nucleotides. It is a transcript of the gene RPS6KA2, whose product is annotated as ribosomal protein S6 kinase A2. Gene Ontology annotation, molecular function: ATP binding; magnesium ion binding; ribosomal protein S6 kinase activity. The record is from RefSeq and is a predicted model, not a curated record. The coding region runs from base 206 to 2407 and encodes 733 amino acids. Lineage: Eukaryota; Metazoa; Chordata; Mammalia; Primates; Lemuridae. Gene Ontology annotation, biological process: intracellular signal transduction; protein phosphorylation. The transcript is spliced from 21 exons.